UGCCAGUAUAAAAUUCUUAUUUUCAAUACUUGUACAUUAAAAAAGCAUUUAAGUUUUUCUAGGCUUGCAUGGAAAAUCCUGAAAUAAAUGAAAGGAAUACAAAAUGGUCAAUAUGCGAAUUAAUCGUUGCAGAUUGGUGGUAGUGUUAUUAAUUCUGUUCCUGGACUUCCUGGUCCAACUUGCGUGGGCGCAGGGCACAUGGAAUGACUUCUUUGACCAGAAGACCAACUCUCUAGACGACGUUCGACACAUACAGCGGCUAGGUGAACUGAUGCAAAGUUUCCUCACACGGGCAGAUGUACGGUGGAAAGAACUAAUACCAAUACAUACAAGAUUAAUCGAAACAAGCCGAGAUCAGCCGAGAGCGUUCGAGAAGGGUUAUAUAAUGGGGGACAUUGUUGAGUGUUACAGGAAAGCGGUCGUAUUCACUCACAAGCAGCUGGUUAGUAGCCGGUACGUAGAGUCGGAGAGGAUCCGGUACAUGACGUUUGUCCAACACGCGUACAUCAAGAUGUACCAUCUGACGCAUAUGAUGCAUGAGGUCGACCCCAAAUUUAAGGCUGACAACACAGGUCAAAUCAGCUUAGACUACUUGAACAGAAUGUUCCAGUCCAGGUCGCCGUCACACUACAACACAUCUGGCUUCGAAUACACUAACGAGUUGAAUGCGAUAAGAGAAGCCCGAGUAAAGGAGAGAAGAAAGAAGGUUAUUCAGGAGAAGAAAAUACGACAGUGGGAGGUAGACACUUUGAACAAGGUUCAUCCGGGGACUAUUAAGACUACGACUAACUGGUGGCCUAUCGCCUACGGUUGGGACAUUGACUAUUAUUGGUAACCCGUUACUGGUAACCCGUUACUGGUAACGUCUUCGUUGACUUCUAAAGUCUGUGUAUUCCUAACCGCAUUUCUAAUAAAAUUUCUGCAGUGUUUUCGGAUUUUUACUACGACACACAGUGGCCUCAGGCCUGUGACUGUGGCCUAUAGAUUUUACUAGUAACCCAUUACUGACAUA
This is a messenger RNA of Leguminivora glycinivorella, 1012 nucleotides long. RefSeq lists its product as uncharacterized. Lineage: Eukaryota; Metazoa; Arthropoda; Insecta; Lepidoptera; Tortricidae. The transcript has 5 exons. The coding region runs from base 104 to 835 and encodes 243 amino acids. The record is from RefSeq and is a predicted model, not a curated record.